UUAGCGAAAAUUAAUCACUCAAGGGUUUAGAAAGUGGCCCCAACUGUGCGAAUACAAUCAGGAGGGAGGCUCUUCAUGUGGGGCCAGGGUCAAUGUGUAUUACACUUGAAAAGCAAGGUCCUUCCUGGCUUUGGAGUCACACCUCGUUAGCAGGAGAGGCAGAUCCCUCACACUCAGUAAUUGUCCGUUUGCAUAUUCCACCCUAAUGGGCUGCACAGGGGGUGGGUUUUCAUUAUAUUGCGGCUCCCUCGGUGGCCGCUGUCCCACUGCCCACUCUCGGCUGACAGUGUGCCAUGUGCUGUAGACUCGGAGCCUCGCUGUUGCUCCUGCUCAUGUCCCUGCGGCCGAAUUGCGCCACCAGUUUGCCCGGUCACAACCAGCAGUUCCGAUCCCACGCACUGAAGAGGCUGCUCGAGGUCUUCGGGAUGGAGGACGCCCCACAGUCCCCUCACAGGGCCCGCCAGCCCCCUCAGUAUAUGCUGGACCUUUACAAUGCAGUUGCAGACGUGGACGGAGUGACCAAGCAACCUGACUUACUCGUGGGAAACACGGUGCGCAGCUUCCUGGAUAAAACUCGCAGCCAGCAGUUCCAGUUCUUUUUCAACCUGUCCAGUGUGGCUAAGAGCGAAACCAUUCUUACCGCUCAGCUGCACCUCUUCAAAUUGAGAGGUCGACUCUUUCAGGAUAACCUGUACGAAAGACAACAACACUUCUGUCAGGUCAGUGUCUACCAGAUACUGGACAGUAAUAACACAUCUACAGCAGAGGAAUUACGACUGCUGUCAUCCAGAAUACUGGCAAUCCAUGACAGCACAUGGGAGGUCUUCACAAUCACCAAGGCUGUAUAUGCAUGGACACAGGAUACAAAGAGCAACAAAGGCUUGAUGGUCAUUGUGCAAACUCUGGCUGGGCAGCAGACCAGCAAUCAUUUUGUCCGUUUUGCCACAGGGAGAGACCAUCACAGCAGCAAGCAACCAAUGCUGGUCCUCUUCACAGACGAGGAGAGGAGAGGGAUUACCACUUCCCCGUCAUUAAAAGAUUCAGACAUAAUUCCGUUUCUCUCUCACAGAACACUCCAGAACAAAGCAAGCCAGAACCGAAAGACAAGGUCCUUGCAUUUCCAAGCAUGUCAAAGGCAUCCUCUAUACGUAGAUUUUGAAGAGAUUGGCUGGUCUGGUUGGAUUAUCUCCCCUCGAGGUUACAAUGCUUAUCAUUGUAAAGGAGCAUGUUUCUUCCCACUGGGCCAAAAUAUGAGACCAACCAACCAUGCCACUGUCCAGUCUAUUAUCAAUGCUCUUAAACUAGCCAAUGAUGUGGCAUCUCCGUGCUGUAUCCCAGACAAACUCUUCUCCAUUAAUCUUCUCUAUUUUGAUGAUGAUGACAAUGUAGUCCUGAAACAGUAUGAUGACAUGGUUGCUGGAAGCUGUGGGUGCCAUUAA
This is a messenger RNA of Chiloscyllium plagiosum (whitespotted bambooshark), 1439 nucleotides long. Lineage: Eukaryota; Metazoa; Chordata; Chondrichthyes; Orectolobiformes; Hemiscylliidae. The record is from RefSeq and is a predicted model, not a curated record.